Messenger RNA from Aegilops tauschii subsp. strangulata, 1598 nucleotides. RefSeq lists its product as uncharacterized. The record is from RefSeq and is a predicted model, not a curated record. Lineage: Eukaryota; Viridiplantae; Streptophyta; Magnoliopsida; Poales; Poaceae.
CUCUUCAACUAACGGACGGAACCCAACUGGCUGGCGCCUGAAUCUAGGUUUUCUUUCCUCUUCCCCACCCUGGGGAAAGUAGGGUUCGACGGGAACAAUCGAACUUGGCGAGAGCUGGUGAGAUGGAGACGGAGACGAUGGAGGCUGGAAGAAAGAGAGAGCGUCUGAUGGAGACGGCGAAAUCGGGGAGAAAGCGGGCGGGGAAAAAGAAGGCGUCGAAUGCGGUGUCGUUUUUUAUGCAAUUGACGGUUGAUUCAGCGAAGAUGGUCGAAGAGGGAAGGCUGAAGCGAGCGGUGGCGAGGCGGAACGAGGAGAACUCCGGCGUGGCGCCGAUCGUGCCGGAGGCGCUCACGGAGCAGGAGCGGGCGGCGCUGCUGCAGGAAGAGAUGGCGAGGGAGAAGAUAUUGUCGCGCGAGCGCUCCCUGCAGAUGCACGCGGAGAGACUAAGGGAAAAAGAGGAGAGGCCCCGGGCGCCGCCGGGUCCGAACCAAGAAGACGAGUCUGAACAGGAUUACAACAAGUACCGGCAGAUCUGGGACAUGAAGUGGUCCAAACAGUACGGCUCUUUCGAGGACACCACGUCGAUCCCCGCCAUGUGUUUCACGGACAAUCCUAUGCCUCAUUUCACUGUCCACCAGACUACCAUGCAGAUCUUCUCAGUCAAGGUCACGGAAAUAACUGGCGGUUUACAGUGGCCCCUCGAUGUAUUUGGCAUGAUCGCCAUGCGCGACGACCUGGAUCAUAAUCGCAAUAUUAUCUUUAACCGGUCAAGGGACAACUGCCAAACCCUCACCCAACAGGGUCAACAUUUGGUUCUUACAGGUCCUGCUCGUGCUGUUGUGCACGAGGGGCAUCCGUCUGUGUACUUUGAGGCCAUUCUAAAAGUUAAGGGCGCUACCUGUUCAGAGGACAGAGAUCUAAGCCUCCUGAUCAGCCGCUGCAAUAUCCGUCAAUCGCCAUCCAAAUCGCUUGUGGGCACCAGAUGCUACAGAAGUAAGCUCAGCACACUGGAGCUGGCAUAUGGUAUCAUCGUCGCUUGCGCCGAGGCCACCAUCGCAGUCGAGGUGGUCGAGGGGUCAUGGCCGCAAGGGUUCCACGGCCAGUUAACUGCAUGUACUGCCAGUGUGCCCCACAUGAAAGUCUUGCUGCUCGAUUCAGGCGAGAAAGAGGCCGUCGCUGGCGACAGCGGCAAGAUGGAACUCUCGCGCCGUGUUGUCUCUGUUGAAAGGUCUGGGCGGCUCAUGGUUUGUGCUCUGUUGUCUCGUGGUGGUGAGAAGGUCGUGGAGGCUGAGACGUCCUUUGCACCAUUGGAGGCUGGCAGAAGCCAUGGCAUGCUUGAUGUUGGGUCGUGUAAGCUGCGGGUCACGGUGGCCUGGUCGCCAAUUCUGAAAGGCUAUCCACUUCGUGGUUUUUCUCUACCUUCCAGCGAGGCUGUUGCUAGCUAGUGUGGAGUUCAUGUUCAUCCCAUGGAUCUUAAUAGUGCUUAUUUUUUUGGCGAUCUAACAGUGCUAUGUUAAAUAUAUUCUUUCUGGAACAAAGGAUAGCAGCUAUUGCUUAGAGCAACUCUAGCAGAUGCUGUAUAUUUCCGCCCCGCAAAA